AUGUCACGCCAGGCAAGGACCCGUUCUGAACGACCAGAGCAGAUUCUCGGGGAGAGAGAGCCUCCGUGCACCCAGACCCAGAGAUAUCAGUGUCCUACUAAGCUCUUAAUGCAUCCACAGUCCCAAGCUGCUGAGGAAAAACCGAAACCAUUGGAUAUGAAGCUCAAGAUCAUUGGGGAUUCAGCGGUCGUCAUGAACACGGUCACGACAGACCCCGAGUACCCUGAGAUCCGUCCUGAGCCGGCAGAAAGGACCCAUUCUGACCGGGGCCCAGAUGUUAAGGCCCCGGAUCCAGAGAAUGUCGAUGGUACCGAGGACAAUGUUCCGGUGGAAAAACCGUCAGUGGAUAUCCAGUCGCAGACGAACUGUUCGACACCGGCCCAACGGCUGGAAGUAGAAUAUGUUCGGGUGAUGCGAGUCUCUGCUGAAGAACUGGGUCUGGAACCUGAUGUAUAUCUCAGGGAAAGAAUUACGAGACCAACUUAUCUUGGUCCCGGAAUUGAAGAAACGACCCCAGAAUGCAACAUCGAUGAAGCUAAUGUCGGGGUUCCAGGUGUCACAACUCCAGAGAUGGAAGCCAAGAUGAAAUGGAUCCUGAAACGCCAUCGCAGCAUCUUCCUGGGAGAUGGCAACGCGGCUCCGGCCCCGGCUAGUGGCGUAGUGUGUGAUAUCGACGUUGGAGAAGCAAAACCUGUGGGUUUACAUUCAAGGCAGAUUGCCGCACCUUUCUUAGUGAAGGUGUUUGAAUUCUUGAAGAAGUUGUUGGAGGCGGAACUCAUUGAGUAUCCAGAGUCAGAGUGGUCAUCACCUAUUGGGAUUGUGCUUGCACCUUUCUUAGUGAAGGUGUUUGAAUUCCUGGAGAAGUUGUUGGAGGCGGAACACAUUGAGUAUCCAGAGUCAGAGUGGUCAUCACCUAUUGGGAUUGUGCUGAAGCAAAACGGCAUAGACAUCCGGAUGUGUAUUGACUACCGACCUCUGAAUUUGAUCAUUAAGCUAUCCCGCUAUCCUCUACCCCUGAUUGAUGAUCUGUUUAAAUCCAUGAUGUGGUUUAUGAGUCUCAACAUGGCGAGUAGAUUCUGGGCGGUGCGGAUGACUGAGCGUGCGAAGUAG
Molecule: messenger RNA, 1110 nt
Organism: Phytophthora megakarya
Lineage: Eukaryota; Oomycota; Peronosporomycetes; Peronosporales; Peronosporaceae
Source: the annotation of a GenBank genome assembly